Messenger RNA from Hyaloscypha bicolor E, 1755 nucleotides. RefSeq names its product putative arginine permease. Gene Ontology annotation, cellular component: membrane. NCBI's taxonomy places the organism in Eukaryota, Fungi, Ascomycota, Leotiomycetes, Helotiales, Hyaloscyphaceae. The record is from RefSeq and is a predicted model, not a curated record. Bases 80 to 1702 code for a protein of 540 amino acids. Gene Ontology annotation, molecular function: amino acid transmembrane transporter activity. Gene Ontology annotation, biological process: amino acid transmembrane transport. The transcript has 8 exons.
GUGCCAUAUACCCAGGUACUACGUGUUUUAGUCGGGAGUGCACAGUCGUUAUCUUUCACAUCAGCUAUAUCUCGCAAGAAUGGCGCAAACUUCCGAUCUCGAGUCACCUUCUUGCCCCCAAAAAAUCUCAGGAGACGAAAAAUCCAUUGUGAAGACUACAGAGAAACCAGUGGAUGUUCAAAAUGGGAUCAUUCUUGACGAUGGGCUACAGAGAGGACUUUUGGGGAGACACGUCACGCUGAUCUCCCUUGCAAGUGUGAUCGGAGCAAGCUGCUUUUACGGCUUUGGAUAUGCCUUGUACCUAUCCGGACCGUUGGGAGCUCUCAUCGGCUUUGGUAUAGUUGGGUUCAUUGUCUGGGCAUUGAUGCAGAGCGUUGGUGAAGUGACGACCAUGUUUCCAAUCGCAGGUGGUUUCGUCGAACAUGCCGGACGUUUUGUGGACCCAGCAUUCAGUUUCGCGAUGGCGUGGAUGUACUACUUCAUGUGGUCGGUGUUUCUUGGAAGCGAAUGGAACGGUGCAAUAUUGAUCCUACAAUACUGGGUACCAGAAGAGAAAAUGCCCUUAUACGGCUGGGUGAUUGUAUUCUGGGUCUUCUUCUCCAUCCUCACCACCCUCGGCGUUGUGGUCUACGGCGAGAUCGAGUAUUAUUUUGGAUGGUUCAAAAUUAUUUCGUUCGCUGUGUGCUUCUUCAUCUCAUUCCUCGUCAAUGUUGGUGCGUUCGGGAAUGGAUAUAUAGGGUUUAGGUAUUGGAACCCACCCGAAGGUCCUAUUGUGAAUGGAAUCAAUGGAUUUGGUCAGGUGUUUGUCCUUGCUUCUGCGUAUUAUGUGGGGACCGAGAUCGUUUCUUUGGCUGCUGGGGAAACGAAAGACCCAAGGAACUCUAUACCUACAGGGGUGGACUCUGUGGUAUAUCGGAUCGUUUUCGUCUACAUGGGUGUCAUCUUUUUCCAAGGGCUGAUCUGCCCCUCAAAUGCUCCAGAACUACUCAAUGCCGAGUCGACUGUUGCAUCCUCACCAUUCACCAUCGGGUUCGUACAGGCUGGAUGGAAAUCGGCCGGAGACUUUAUCAACGUUCUUAUCGUGAUAGCCUUCAUUUCGGCCGUGAAUGGAUGCAUCUAUGUCCAGUCAAGAGUUCUCUAUUCCCUUGCUUUGUCCCACAGAGCACCACAAGUCUUUGCAAUUACUUCGACGAAAGGAGUUCCCUAUGUUUCGAUCCUGACGUCUGUCUGCUGGGGAUUCCUCGCCCUGAUGAACAUGAAAGUAACAGCCGGUCAAGUCUUCGCAUACAUGACUUCCGUGGGAGGUUCAGCAGCCUACAUCGCCUGGGCGGGUAUUGUAUUCACGCACCUUCGAGUGCGUAGUGGACUUGUAAAACAAGGCAUCAACCCAUCCACGUAUCCAUUCAAAGCUUUUGGUAGCAUUUGGAUCUACAGAUUCAAUCUGUUUCUUAAUGUAUUCCUCCUCCUUAUCCAGGGAUUCACUGCGUUUGAGAAGCCUUUCAACUGGAGGCUUUUCGUUGUUUCCUAUAUCACAAUCCCCACCACGAUUCUGCUAUUUGUUGGAUACAAGCUGUAUCACAAGACUCGUUGGGUUCGCUUGAGUGAAAUGGACUUCUCGGAUCGAUUGCUCAAGAUUGACGACGAAGACGAGGUGAAGAAAGUUUCCUUCAUCAAUAAACUUACUGCGAAGGUGAGGCACUGAGUCGAACCAAUCAUUGAAGCUUGAAGAAAUGAGAAGACGCCCGCCAAUGUUUG